Messenger RNA from Phoenix dactylifera (date palm), 2448 nucleotides. RefSeq names its product Tetratricopeptide repeat (TPR)-like superfamily protein. The record is from RefSeq and is a predicted model, not a curated record. Gene Ontology annotation, molecular function: RNA binding; protein binding. Lineage: Eukaryota; Viridiplantae; Streptophyta; Magnoliopsida; Arecales; Arecaceae. Gene Ontology annotation, biological process: RNA modification.
CCAUGGGCCACCUCUCUCCCCUCUUGAAGCCCAAUCCCCCUCCCCUCCCCUCAGAAUUCCAAUUCAUCUCCCUCGUCCACUCCUCCAAAUCUCCUCUCCACCUCAAACAAAUCCACGCUCACCUCCUCCGCCGCCGCCUCCCCCUCACCGGCCGCCUCGCCGCCCAGCUCGUCGCCGCCUGCUCCACACUCCGCUCAAUGUCCUACGCCCUCUCCUUCUUCCACCACCACCACUCCCCCCCGUCUCCCUCCCCCCCUCUCUUCGACGCCCUCAUCCGCGCCCUCUCCGAAAAUUUCCUCUUUUCAUCCGCUCUCUCCCACUUCGCCCUCAUGGCUCGCUCCGGCCUCCGCCCGGGCCGCCUCGCCUUCCCUUUUGCCCUCAAAUCUGCUGCCUCUCUUCCUGCUCCCAGCGUCGGCGCUUCCCUCCAUGCCUUCGCCGCCAAGCUUGGCGUCGACCUUGAUCCCUUUGUCCGCACCUCCCUCGUCGAUAUGUAUGUCAAGCUUGGUUCGUCUGUCCUCGCGCUCCAGGUGUUUGAUGAUACUCCUGAAUGGCACAAGUCUGCUAAUGUGCUCCUAUGGAAUGUCUCGAUCAGUGCAUGUUGCCAGUUGGGUAAUAUGGAGGGUGCACGGGAGCUCUUUGAGUCAAUGCCAGAGAGGAGUGUGGCUUCUUGGAACAGUUUGAUUCAUGGGUAUAUACAAAAAGGUAAUGUGGAGCAGGCGGCCGAGCUUUUCAAUUGGAUGCCUGAGAGGAAUGUGGUUUCUUGGACGACGAUGGUAGCAGGCUUCUCGCAGCUGGGCGAAAAUGCACGGGCUCUGCGGACUUUUGAUGAGAUGUUGGAAGCAGGCAUGAGGCCUAACAAUUACACAAUCGCAUCGGUGCUCUCUGCUUGUGCAAGAAUGGGGGCUCUGGAGAGUGGCAUUCGGAUCCAUGAGUAUGUCCUAAAGAAUGGGUUUCGGGCAAAUGGAGUGAUAGGAACAGCUCUUGUUGAUAUGUACUCAAAAUGCGGGAAGAUUGACCAUGCCAGCCAGGUCUUUGAGCAUAUGGAGGAGAGGGAUAUUCUUACUUGUACUGCAAUGAUAAUGGGAUGGGCUGUCCAUGGGAACUGGAAGCAAGCACUUCAGUGCUUCGAGGACAUGAAAUGUGCAUGUGUCAAGCCUGAUGGAGGGGUGUACUUGGCCAUGCUAAUGGCAUGCUCUCACUCUGGAAACGUGGAGCGAGGGCUUGAGCUAUUUGAUAGCAUGAGAUAUGAUUACAAGAUUGAGCCGAAUGUGAAGCAUUACACCUGCAUGGUGGAUCUGUUAGGAAGAGCUGGGCGGCUGGAUGAAGCCCUUGCUUUCAUGGAGGCUAUGCCCAUUGAACCAGACUUUAUUGUUUGGGGUGCUCUUUUUAAUGCUUGUCAAUCUCAUAAGAAUGUUGAAUUGGCUGAAUUUGCUGCAGAGAAGCUUCUCAAACUCAAGCCUAAACAUCAAGGUAGCUACAUCUUCCUUUCCAACAUGUAUGCUGGGGCUGGCAGAUGGGAGGAUGCAGAGAAGGUGAGGAUCAAUAUGAAGGAUAGGGGCAUGGGGUUGUCACCUGGGUGGAGUAAUAUUGAGGUUGAGGGAAGCACAAAUCAUUUUGUUGCUGGUGAUUGAUCUCACCUUAGUUUGAGAGAGAUUUACUGUAAAUCAGAGCAAGAUAACAACUUGAGCAAGAUAACAAGGGUAUGUUCCCAACACCGAGUACAUUGAUGAAUUGGACAAGAACUCAUUGGAAUGCCAUAGUUAGAAAUUGGCGCUUGCUUCCACCCAAGGUACACUGAUGCAGUGUUGCUGUUGCAAAGCGGGCAAGCUGAUUCACAACAAUUAUUUAUGAUUGCAAUUUUCAGAUUUGGAGGAAGAUAAUUGCUUUUUUUCCUUUCUAGAGGAAAGUCUGGUUUGAAAACAAAAUUCCACUCAAAAAGAACAGGGUGACAGGAGGGUAACUCAGAUUUGCUAGAAGUUGGGGACGGACAAUUGAGUGAUGAUGAUAUCCAUUAUAUCAAGACUGAAGCUGGAGAACAAUAAACUCAUUCAGGAAGGGAAAGACCACUGAAUGCAAAUCAGAUUCAGUCAAUGAGCAACCUAAGCUUCAAAAAGUUGUUCCAAAAACUGGAUUCUUAUACAACUGCAUCAGUGGACGUCGAAAGAAUUUUAGAAAAGAGGAAAUGGUGCCUACAAUUCCAUGUAAGAGUAUGAUGAAUAUAAUAAAUAGCUUGUUUUGGGAGCAGUUUGAUUAACUUUAGAUGCACUGAGUGCCAACAGAUGAUGCUUCACACAAGGUUGAGCAGGGCUGGGAUGGUUAAGGUGCUGAAAUGUUGUGAUUCUUGUGUAACAUCUGCUUACGAUUUUUUUUUUUUUUUUUUUUUUCAGAAGCUCAUGCAUGUAUGAUUUCCUCUAAAGAUUAUGUAUGCAAAAUGGCUUGUGAACUCAA